UUAAAGCAAUUCACACCGAAGGAAUUGAAAACAGCAGAGCUUCACUGCUUUUCCCCUUCGUCGUCUUCUUCGCCAAGUAAAUACAGGUAGGGUUUUUUUCUCGCCGGCAAUCAUUUCGGAGGAGUUCAUGGAUGGAGGCCUAAGAAGCUAGCUCCCCAGAUCGAGCUUCUGUGGUUGUUUCCUUUGUCGCGUGCUGAGUGUGAGCGCGUCAUGGCUGGGGUUCGGUUCUCGGUUUUCAAGUCACUUCGUAGUUCGAUAAACCAUUCGUCUAAACUCCAGUCCUUCCAAGUCUAUAAAUGUUUGUCGACAUUAGGUGGAUAUGUUGAUCGAAGACCAAGCAAAUCAUCGACGGGAUUUUCCAAUUUCCCGAUGAAGGAGCCUUGCCCUUCUUUCAAGCUCUUAAAUGCGCAUAUUGGGACAAUUGUUUCGGGAUCUUCUCUUGAUGGAAGUCCUUACAGAGCAACUCCUGUCCUUUCAAUUGUCUCCUCGCCAUCGAAUAUCCGUCUGCACAAUGCCAGGGCUUUCAUUUUGACAAGCCCUUUGCUCAGUCAUGCACGAUCUUUCAGCACAAAUUCUGAUAAACCAGGGAAUCUUAUAGCCCCGGGUGCUACUGGUAGCAGUAGUGAAGUCAGUGGUGGUAAUCAUGGUGGUAGUGAGAUUGACUGGGUAGAUAAGGUUAAAGACGUGUGGCAGACUACUGUAAAUACUGCGGCUGAUACUGCUCGGAAGGCUCAAGAAGCCACUGAUGAGCUGAAUCCUCAUUUUCAGCAGUUGUUAGACUCACACCCAUAUCUUAAAGACGUGGUCGUUCCUGUUAGUCUCACUCUGACUGGUACUGUACUGGCCUGGGUAGUAAUGCCUAGACUUUUAAGGAGGUUUCACAGAUAUGCAAAGCAAAGUUCGGCUGCUCUACUUCCUGGAGGGUUGUCGCAGGAAGAUGUUCCAUAUGAGAGGAGUUUCUGGGGUGCUUUGGAGGAUCCAGUACGAUACGUGGUGACCUUCAUGGCUUUCGCACAAAUUGGCAUGAUGGUUGCGCCUACAACCGUAGCAUCACAGUACCUUACCCAGGCAUGGAGCGGGGCUGUUAUCCUUUCGUUCGUGUGGUUCCUACAUCGUUGGAAAACAAAUGUGUUUGCUCGAAUGUUGUCUGCUCAGACUUUAGCAGGGAUAGAUCGCGAGAAGUUGCUGACACUAGACAAAGUCUCAUCACUUGGUCUUUUUGUAAUUGGGAUGAUGGCGUUGGCAGAGGCCUGUGGGGUGGCUGUUCAAUCCAUCUUGACAGUUGGUGGAAUUGGGGGAGUGGCUACUGCUUUUGCUGCCAGAGACAUCCUUGGUAAUGUUCUGAGCGGUCUGUCCAUACAAUUCUCAAAGCCUUUCUCGCUGGGAGAUACGAUAAAAGCUGGAUCAGUGGAGGGUCAGGUGGUGGAAAUGGGACUUACGACUACGUCAUUGCUGAAUGCUGAGAAAUUUCCGGUUUUAGUGCCAAAUUCUCUGUUUUCUAGUCAGGUGAUUGUGAAUAAGUCACGCGCCCAGUGGCGAGCCAUAGCGUCCAAGAUCCCACUACAAAUAGAGGACUUGGACAAGAUCCCUGAGAUAUCAGAUGAAAUCAAGGGAACAUUAAGGGCAAAUGCCAAAGUCUUCUUAGGGAAGGAAGCUCCUUACUGCUACUUGUCCCGGGUGGAAAAAUCUUUUGCAGAACUCACCAUUGGGUGCAAUCUCAAACACAUGAACAAAGACGAGCUAUACGCAACGCAACAAGAGAUUCUUCUGGAGUCGGUGAAGAUUGUAAAGAAGCAUGGUGCCUCGCUGGGUAAUUCAUGGGAUCCCACUACGUUUGGUUAACGUCUGACCAAAGAGAGUGUUGCCUUUGCAAGGUAAAUAAAUAGCUAACUCUCUUUUCCUCCAUGGCUGCCAUCUCAUGACCUAUUAUGGGUUGUUUUCCAACAUCCAAAAGUUGCACGGAAAAUGCAGAUGGGAGGAUGGGUUUUUUUGUUUGAUUGUUCUGAGCAGUGUGCCCAAGCAAUCAUUGUCACGUCUGUUUGGAUAUUUCUAAUACGCAAAACAAGAGUUUGGUAUUUGCCUAAA
Messenger RNA from Tarenaya hassleriana, 2085 nucleotides. Its product is annotated as mechanosensitive ion channel protein 1, mitochondrial. The transcript is spliced from 7 exons. NCBI's taxonomy places the organism in Eukaryota, Viridiplantae, Streptophyta, Magnoliopsida, Brassicales, Cleomaceae. Gene Ontology annotation, biological process: transmembrane transport. Bases 211 to 1842 code for a protein of 543 amino acids. Gene Ontology annotation, cellular component: membrane. The record is from RefSeq and is a predicted model, not a curated record.